Molecule: messenger RNA, 984 nt
Organism: Lepisosteus oculatus (spotted gar)
Lineage: Eukaryota; Metazoa; Chordata; Actinopteri; Semionotiformes; Lepisosteidae
Gene: stmn1b
Product: stathmin 1b
Biological process (GO): neuron projection development; regulation of microtubule polymerization or depolymerization; microtubule depolymerization
Cellular component (GO): neuron projection; cytoplasm
Molecular function (GO): tubulin binding
Source: RefSeq, a predicted model, not a curated record
CCUUUUUUGCGCGAACAGCCAGUUUCAGGCAGAGAAAGAAUUGGGCGCGAUAACGCCGGCGGUGUGGGGAAUCUGUCAGCCGUGUUGCAAUAAAGGGUCUACCAGACUUCAGUCUGCAGUGAAAUGGCUUCCUCUGGAGCAGAUAUUCAGGUCAAGGAGCUGGACAAGCGUGCCUCUGGCCAGGCCUUCGAAGUCAUCCUGAGCCCUUCGGCCCCGGAGCCCAAGGCCGAUUUCCACCUCUCGCCCCCCAAGAAGAAGGACGUUUCGCUGGAGGAGAUCCAGAGGAAGCUGGAGGCCGCGGAAGAGAGGCGCAAGUCCCACGAAGCAGAGGUUCUGAAGCACCUCGCCGAGAAGCGCGAGCACGAGAAGGAAGUCCUGCAGAAAGCGAUGGAGGAGAACAACAACUUCAGCAAAAUGGCUGAGGAGAAGCUGAACCAGAAGAUGGAGGCCAACAAAGAGAAUCGCACCGCGUUGCUGGCGGCCAAAAGCGAAAAGUUCAAAGAAAAGGACAAGAAAAUCGAAGAAGUUCGAAAGAAUAAGGAAACCAAAGAAGGCGGCGAGAACUGAACUUUAAAAUUUGGGGAAUAUAGGGUUUUUUUACGUAUCCAAAGAUUUUUUUUUUCUUCAUGGCCAGUAUCUUUUUUUUUUUUCCCGGAUGGUUUUGUUCACUGUCUACCUUGUUAACUGAAGGAUUAAGGGAAAACCUGGAAUAUUGUUCCAUUUUUCUUCCCACCCCCACAUAAGUGUAAUUGCAGUGGUUUUUGCUGUAGUUAUUCCUUGUUGCAUCAGUUUUCUAUUUGUAGGUUGUCCAAUUGCGGCUUUGGAUCUCUGAAAUAAGCAGUGUUUUUACCUAGAAGAAAGCAUGUCUCUAUUACACUUGGGUCUUUAACAUUGUUGCAUAGCGCAAGCUGGAAAUCUGUAUCUGUGUAAGUCAGAACUGCUGUUCCUUAAGCUUAAUAAAGUUGCACACAGUUUGUUCGUUUA